Octodon degus (degu) is the source of this 1334-nucleotide messenger RNA. It is a transcript of the gene Lrtm2, whose product is annotated as leucine rich repeats and transmembrane domains 2. Gene Ontology annotation, molecular function: protein binding. The record is from RefSeq and is a predicted model, not a curated record. The transcript is spliced from 5 exons. Gene Ontology annotation, cellular component: plasma membrane. Bases 171 to 1265 code for a protein of 364 amino acids. Lineage: Eukaryota; Metazoa; Chordata; Mammalia; Rodentia; Octodontidae.
CGGAGCAUUGCGGUUCACCUCCAAGGCAGAAGCCGGAGGUGGCUGGUGGCCCACACCCGAUUGACCGGCUGGCAGACACUGGGACGGUUUCCUCCCUGGGGCCAUGGACUGACAGGCAGCAUACACCGAAGGGCACCUCUCUGCCCAGAGCUGCGAGCUCUGAGUUCACCAUGCUGGCGCUGGGCAGCAGCCCUGAGCCAAGAACCCGGCAGAUCUCCUGGCUCACCUGCUGGAUUGCUCUCUACGUUGUCGAGGCCCUUCCCACCUGCCCUUUCUCCUGCACCUGUGACAGUCGCAGCCUGGAAGUGGACUGCAGUGGCCUAGGCCUCACCACAGUGCCCCCGGAUGUGCCUGCAGCCACCCGAACCCUUUUGCUCUUGAACAAUAAGCUGAGUGCCCUGCCAAGCUGGGCCUUCGCCAACCUGUCCAGCCUACAGCGUUUGGACCUGUCCAACAACUUCCUGGACCAGCUGCCCGGCUCUAUUUUUGAGGACCUGGUCAAUCUGACCGAGCUGCAGCUACGCAAUAACAGCAUCAGGACCCUGGACAGGGACCUGCUGCAGCACUCGCCCCGCCUCCGCCACCUGGACCUGUCUAUCAACGGCCUGGCCCAGCUGCCUCUGGGCCUUUUCGAUGGGCUCCCUGUUCUUCGCUCCCUCUCAGUUCGCUCCAACAGACUGCAGAGCCUGGACCGGCUGACAUUCGAGCCCCUGGCGAGCUUGCAGCUACUGCAGGUCGGGGACAAUCCCUGGGAAUGUGACUGUAACCUGCGAGAGUUCAAGCACUGGAUGGAGUGGUUCUCUUAUCGAGGGGGACGCCUGGACCAGCUGGCCUGUACCCUACCCAAAGAGCUGAGGGGGAAGGAUAUGCGCAUGGUUCCCAUGGAGAUGUUCAACUACUGCUCCCGGCUGGAGGAUGAGAACAGCUCAUCUGGGCUGGAUGCUCCUGGCCCAUCCUGCACCAAAGCCAGCCCUGAACCUGCCAAGCCCAAGCCUGGGGCGGAGCCAGAGCCUGAGCCCAGCACAGCCUGCCCUCAGAAGCAGAGGUACAGGCCGGUGAGUGUGCGGCGAGCGAUCGGCACAGUGAUCAUUGCGGGAGUUGUCUGCGGCAUCGUGUGCAUCAUGAUGGUGGUGGCCGCUGCCUACGGCUGCAUCUAUGCCUCCCUCAUGGCCAAGUACCACCGGGAGCUCAAGAAGCGGCAGCCCCUGAUGGGGGACCCCGAGGGUGAGCACGAAGACCAGAAGCAGAUCUCUUCUGUGGCCUGAGAGCCCACCUGCCUGGCCUAGCCCUCCAGCAGACUGGCCACAGUGCGGUCAUCUCCAUGAACUUCCAAG